GAGCGCUACCGCGGCUACCAAGGCGGCGGCGCGGGCGCUCGGCCGGGACCCUUCCCUGCGUCGCCACUAGAUGGCGCGCUCGGCCCGCCGUUCGUGGCUAAACUAGGGCGGGUGGGGAGGGAGUAGGGAGGAGGACGUCGGUUGCCUUGGAAAUGCAGGGCGCGGCAGCUGCUGCGGUGGAGCCCGUAGGCCUGGCCGGCGGGCUGAAAGGAAGUGCGAGCUGUUCGCCCAGGGCCGGGUAUCCGCCCCCUGCAGGCUGUGGAGGGGAUGUCAGGAGACUGGCUGGCCUCUUUUCUUGGCCCCCGACUCCUUCCAGUCUGACACUGAAGACUUUAUAAGCUUCCCCCCGACCACCCUCCACGGGCUCCACUCUCCACGGGCCCCUCUCUACGGGCCUGGGCUUGCGCCGCUUCGAGAUCAGCCUGGGGGUCGCGCCCUCCUGGUCUUGUCCACGAAGCGCCGUUCUUGGGCCGUUAGGAGCUGCUGGGAAGGGCUCUGAUAGGCCCACUCCUCUUCUCCACCCAGGAUAUGAGAAGGAGGGCAGGCCUUUUUAAUCUGAUCAGAAUGUUAACCCAUCUCUCCGCCUUGCGGUAGAACCCCUGGAUACAUUAUUUGCCCUCUCGAAAGGCAGGCUCUGAAUUUGAUUCAGGUAUAUUUCUUAAUAGCUAACCAGCACAAUGGAAAACUCAGGGAAAGCAAAUAAAAAGGAUACACAUGACAGGCCACCAAAAGAAAUUAAACUGCCUACCAGUGAAGCACUUCUAGACUAUCAAUGUCAAAUAAAGGAAGAUGCCGUGGAGCAAUUCAUGUUUCAAAUAAAGACACUUAGGAAAAAGAACCAAAAAUAUCAUGAAAGAAAUAGCCGCUUAAAAGAAGAACAGAUUUGGCACAUACGGCAUCUACUAAAGGAACUGAGUGAAGAGAAGGCAGAGGGAUUGCCAGUUGUAACAAGAGAGGAUGUUGAAGCAGCGAUGAAGGAAAAAUGGAAGUUUGAAAGAGACCAGGAGAAAAACUUGAGAGAUAUGCGCAUGCAAAUAAGUAAUGCUGAGAAACUAUUUCUUGAGAAACUCAGUGAAAAGGAAUAUUGGGAGGAGUACAAGAAUGUAGGGAGUGAACGACAUGCUAAACUCAUUACCUCCUUACAAAAUGACAUCAACACAGUUAAAGAGAAUGCAGAGAAAAUGUCAGAACACUAUAAAAUCACUCUGGAAGAUACUAGAAAGAAAAUAAUCAAGGAAACUUUGUUGCAACUGGACCAAAAGAAGGAAUGGGCCACACAGAAUGCUGUAAAGCUCAUUGACAAGGGCAGUUAUCUAGAGAUCUGGGAGAAUGACUGGCUCAAAAAAGAGGUUGCAAUUCACAGGAAGGAAGUUGAAGAAUUAAAAAAUGCUAUUCAUGAACUGGAAGCAGAAAAUUUGGUGCUUAUUGAUCAACUAUUCAACUGUAGACUUGUGGAUCUCAAGAUACCCAGGCGACUAUAUCUCACCCAAGCUGCUGGACUAGAAGUGCCACCUGAAGAAAUGUCUUUGGAAUUGCCAGAAACACAUAUAGAAGAGAAGUCAGAAUUGCAACCCACAGAAGUAGAAAGUAGAGACUUGAUGUCCUCAUCAGAUGAGAGCACUAUCUUACAUCUUAGUCAUGAAAAUAGCAUCGAAGAUCUCCAGUAUGUGAAGAUAGAUAAAGAGGAAAACUUAUGCACAGAGUUUGGGGACACUGAUAUGAAGUACUUACUAUAUGAGGAUGAGAAGGAUUUCAAGUGUCUGUCUUCUCCCAAAACAAGCAACCCUAGAGACCAAGAUAAAAGCAGCAAUUUGGCUGUGGUGGCUCAUGCCUGUAACCCCAGCACUUUGGGAAGCUGAGGUGGGCGGAUCACCUGAGGUCGGAAAUUUGAGACCAGCCUGGCCAACACGGUGAAACCCUAUCUCUACUAAAUAUACCAAAAAUAGCUGGGCAUGGUGGUGCGUGCCUGUAAUCCCAGCUAGUUGACCGGCUGAGGCAGGAGAAUCGCCUGAACCUGGGAAGCAGAGGUUGCAGUGAGCAGAGACUGUAUCAUUGCACUCCAGCCUGGGUGACAGAGCGAGACUCUGAAAAGAAAGAAAGAAAAAAGAAAAAGAAAGAGAGAGAGAGAGAAAGAAAGAAAGAAAGAGAAGGAAAGAAAGAGAACGAAAGAAAGAAAAGAAAGAAAGAAAGAGGGAAGGAGGAAAGGAAGGAAGAAAGGAAGGAAAGAAGGAAGGAAAGAAAGAAGGCAGUUUUAUAUGGCUUAGCCUUGGAAAUCAUACAUUGUCACUUCCAUCAUAUUCUACUGGUUGAUGUAGUUACAAAGUUCCAUCCAAGGGGAAGGAACAUAGCUCCUACAUCUUGAUGGAGGAAGGUCAGUAUCACAUUGUAAGAGAAGCACUUGGGAUAGGAUAUGAAUUAGACUAUCUUUGGAAAGUACAGAUUGCACAUAUACCAUUCAUUAAAACCUGGAGUAUUAAGCCUUUUAAUUUUGAAACUUCUUUCUAGUACAUUCCAGUUACUCCCACAGCCAUCCCUUGUUAUUUUCCCUCUUGAUACUUUAAAAGUUCUCCUAGAAUUUGAUGUCUGGUAGUGGAAAAAAUGAUGUAAGAAAGCAGAAGAAACUGAAUAAACCAACACAAACCAUUUUAACUAA
Messenger RNA from Pan troglodytes (chimpanzee), 2653 nucleotides. It is a transcript of the gene CCDC83, whose product is annotated as coiled-coil domain containing 83. The record is from RefSeq and is a predicted model, not a curated record. NCBI's taxonomy places the organism in Eukaryota, Metazoa, Chordata, Mammalia, Primates, Hominidae. The transcript is spliced from 11 exons. The coding region runs from base 678 to 1859 and encodes 393 amino acids.